Linum trigynum is the source of this 300-nucleotide messenger RNA. NCBI's taxonomy places the organism in Eukaryota, Viridiplantae, Streptophyta, Magnoliopsida, Malpighiales, Linaceae. The record is from the annotation of a GenBank genome assembly.
AUGGAGGGACGUGCAAUUGCAGUGAUCAGCUUUCUGUGUCUAUAUGCUACUCCGGAUUCCAUCAAUGGCAAUGAUGUUCGUAUGAUUGGAAUCUAUGGCCCAUCCGGCAGCGGGAAAGCCACCGUCGCCAUGGCCGUUUACAACGCAAUUCUCUCGUCCAGCACUUACAUUGCCAGCCUCGGGGAAAGCCUCCACAACACGGAUAAGGCUGUUUCGAUUGCAGAGAAGCAGCUGGCCUACGAAAUUGAUGGUGAAGGUCCUGAAGGAGUACAGUACUCUGUCCACUCUCAGCACCUAUAG